AUGUCCAAGACACGUACAGAGUCAGAUGCGUUUGGAGAGAUUCAGGUUCCAGCAGACAAGUACUGGGGAGCGCAGACCGAAAGGUCGCUCAAGAACUUUGAGAUUGGCAGCAUCACCAUGCCCGUGCCCAUCAUCAAGGCUUUUGGAAUCUUGAAGAAAUCGGCCGCCAUUGUCAAUACCAAAUUGGGCAAGCUCGACCCCAAGAUCUCCAAGGCGAUCCAGCAGGCGUGCCACGAGAUCAUCGAGGGUGAGUUCAAUGACAAUUUCCCCUUGGUGAUUUACCAAACGGGCUCGGGCACGCAAACCAACAUGAAUGCCAACGAGGUGAUUUCCAACCGUGCCAUUGAAAUCCUUGGCGGUGUCAUGGGAAGCAAGAAGCCCGUGCAUCCCAAUGACCAAGUCAAUAUGUCGCAGUCGUCCAAUGACACUUUCCCCACCGUGAUGCACAUUGCCGCAGUGACGCAGAUUGAACACAACUUGAUUCCAAAUUUGGAAAGUUUAAAAAAUGCAUUUGCGGCAAAGGAGAAGGAGUUUGCCGAUAUCAUCAAGAUUGGUAGGACCCAUUUGCAAGAUGCAACACCUUUGACUUUGGCGCAGGAAUUCUCCGGCUAUGUUCAACAGUUGAAAUUUGGAAUCGAGAGAAUUCAAGGAACCUUGGCGAGAUUAUCUCUCUUGGCCCAAGGGGGCACUGCAGUUGGAACAGGAUUGAAUGCGCCAAAGGGCUUUGAUGUCGACAUUGCCGCUGAAGUCUCUAAGCUUACAGGAAUCUCAUUCCACACCGCCCCCAAUAAAUUCGAAGCGUUGGCGACCCACGAUGCAGCUGUAGAAGCAUCGGGCGCUUUAAACACAUUGGCUGCUUCAUUGUUCAAGAUUGCCAAUGACAUCAGAUACUUGGGUUCGGGACCAAGAUGCGGCUAUGGGGAAUUGUCGUUACCGGCAAACGAACCUGGUUCGUCCAUCAUGCCCGGUAAAGUCAACCCUACUCAAUGCGAAGCCAUGACUAUGGUGUGCGCUCAAGUGAUGGGCAAUAACACGACCAUCACAUUUGCCGGUGCCUCUGGCCAAUUCGAGUUGAAUGUGUUUAAGCCUGUUAUCGCUUACAACUUGUUGAACUCGAUACAAUUAUUAGGUGACGCUUCGAGAUCAUUUAGAAUCCAUUGCGUCGAGGGCAUCGAGGCCAACAAGAAAAGAAUCAGCGACUUGUUGCACAAGUCGUUGAUGUUGGUCACGGCGUUGAGCCCCCACAUUGGCUACGAUAAAGCUUCAAAAGUCGCCAAGUAUGCUCUUGAAAAGGGUCUUACUUUGAAAGAAGCCAGUGUUGAGUUGGGCAUGACGACACCGGAACAGUUUGAUGAAUGGGUCAGACCUGAGAAUAUGAUUCAUCCUGAGUAA
Messenger RNA from Lodderomyces beijingensis, 1392 nucleotides. NCBI's taxonomy places the organism in Eukaryota, Fungi, Ascomycota, Pichiomycetes, Serinales, Debaryomycetaceae. The record is from the annotation of a GenBank genome assembly.